Molecule: messenger RNA, 2199 nt
Organism: Cygnus atratus (black swan)
Lineage: Eukaryota; Metazoa; Chordata; Aves; Anseriformes; Anatidae
Gene: SLC3A1
Product: solute carrier family 3 member 1
Exons: 11
Coding region: 46-2199 (717 amino acids)
Biological process (GO): amino acid transport; carbohydrate metabolic process
Source: RefSeq, a predicted model, not a curated record
GGCCGCCGUACCCUGUGCUGCUCAUCUCCUGUGUGACAAUGGACAAUGAGGUUGGAUCAAGCCUGUCAGUAUGCUGGCUUGCUUCCUUGCUGUAGUGAGUGUCUGUCUCCAGGACAAGAGAUACCAAGCAAAAUGGUUGACGAGGAAGCAAAGAGCUUACCUAUGGAGCUGAGUGAGAAGGGAGGUGUGGAGAACAAUGGAUUUGUUCAAAAUGAGGCUUUUGAUGACAAGGAGACCGAUACCAGUAGCCAAGAAGAAAUGCCAAAAACAUGCAUUAUUGGCGUGAACCCAGAAGCUACUGAGGAGCCAGCUUUGGAGCCCUAUGCAGGGAUGCCGAAGGAAGUCUUGCUGAAGUUCUCCAGCCAAGCCCGGUACAGAGUCACCAGGGAGAUUCUCUUUUGGCUCAUAAUCGCUGCUGCUGUCAUGCUUGUGUGUGCUACGAUUGCCAUUAUUGCUCUGUCCCCAAAGUGCCUCGACUGGUGGCAAGCUAGUCCUAUUUACCAGAUCUACCCUCGUUCUUUCAAGGACAGUGACAUGGAUGGGAAUGGUGAUCUGAAAGGUAUCCAAGAAAAGCUGGACCAUAUAGUAAAUUUGAACAUAAAAACAGUCUGGAUCACUUCUUUCUACAAGUCCCCCUUAAAAGACCUUGGCUAUGGAGCUGAAGACUUCUAUGAUAUUGAUCCCAUGUUUGGAUCAAUGAGUGAUUUUGAGAAUCUGCUUGCAGCCAUACAUGAUCGAGGGUUAAAAGUGAUAAUGGACUUAAUACCAAACCACACAAGUGACAAGCACCGAUGGUUUCAGCUUAGUCGCAACCGGACUGGGAAGUACACAGACUACUACAUCUGGCAGGACUGCGUGCAGGCGGGGGCAGUGAUCGCUGUGCCCAACAACUGGGUGAGCGUCUAUGGGAAUUCCAGCUGGCAGUUUGACGAUGUGAGAAAACAGUGUUAUUUUCAUCAGUUUGGGAAAGAACAGCCAGAUUUAAAUUUCCGCAACCUUGCUGUUCAACAAGAAAUCCAUGAUAUUAUCAAAUUUUGGCUUGGCAAAGGAGUUGAUGGAUUUAGUUUUGUCGCUGUUAAAUUUCUUCUAGAAGCCACACACCUACGAAAUGAACCGCAAGUGAACAAGUCUCAGAAUUCUGAGAGCAUCACAGCCUAUUCCGAGCUCUACCAUGACUACACAACCACCCAAGUUGGCAUGCACGACAUCAUCCGUAGCUUCCGCCAAACCAUGGAUCAAUACAGCAGUGAACCCGGCCGAUACAGAUUUAUGGGUUCUGAUGGUGAUGAAAAGGAAGACAUAGGAGCAACAAUGAUGUAUUAUGGAACAACUUUUGUCCAAGAAGCAGACUUCCCAUUCAAUUUCUACCUAAUUAACAUGAAAAAUCUAUCAGGAAACAGUAUUUUUGAAGCCGUCAACUUGUGGAUGAAAAACAUGCCUAAAGGGAAAUGGCCAAACUGGGCGGUCGGAAGCCCGAACACUGCUCGGAUUUCAUCUCGCUUUGGGAAGAAAUAUGUCAGUGUUAUAAACAUGCUGCUUUUAACCCUCCCUGGUACUCCUAUAACUUACUAUGGUGAAGAAAUAGGUAUGGAGAACAUUGCUUCAGGAAAUGUAAGUGAAGAGUACAUAAAUUCCGGUCCUGUGACCUUCCCAGAGAAAUCCCCCAUGCAGUGGGAUGGCCAAGUUAACGCUGGUUUUACUGAAGGCACCAGUAGCUGGUUACCCGUUAACCCUGACUACCAAAGUGUGAAUGUUGAAGUACAGAUGACCUGGUCCAACUCAACCCUGAGCUUAUACAGAGAGCUAACGUUACUUCGCAACAAUGAGCUGCCCAUUCAUCGGGGGUGGAUGUGCUACAUCUGGAAUGACAGUAAUGUUUUCGUCUAUGUGAGGGAACUGGAUGGGUUAGAUAGAGUCUUUAUGAUGGUUCUCAAUUUUGGACAGGAAUCGACAAUAGACCUGAAAGCUAUAGUUCCUAGUCUUCCCUCGGUAGCUACUAUAAGACUAAGUACCAAUUUUAGCAAUACUGGUAAAGCUGUCAAUACCAACACAAUUAAAACUGAAGCGGGAGAAGGCCUAGUCCUUGAAUAUAAAACAGGAAAACCUGUUCAUACUAUGGAGGCUUUUCAAGACAACUGUUUUGUGGCAGAAAAAGCUUGUUAUUCCAGUGCCUUUAAUUUACUCUAUGUGAACUGUUAA